Quercus robur (English oak) is the source of this 1118-nucleotide messenger RNA. Its product is annotated as probable pectinesterase 48. The coding region runs from base 1 to 1110 and encodes 369 amino acids. NCBI's taxonomy places the organism in Eukaryota, Viridiplantae, Streptophyta, Magnoliopsida, Fagales, Fagaceae. Gene Ontology annotation, molecular function: pectinesterase activity. The transcript has 4 exons. Gene Ontology annotation, biological process: cell wall modification. The record is from RefSeq and is a predicted model, not a curated record.
AUGGCUGGAAAAAUGGUAUCACGCAUUGCCGUACAUGCUGCUCUGGUGACAUUCUAUCUCCUUGUUUCUACCUUUGUCAUCGCGAAUGAUAAUACCCCAGUUCCCGGUGACAGUUCACAAAUAAGCAAUUGGUUUCAAAACAAUGUGAAGCCGUUUCAGCAGCGUAAGGGUUCUCUAGACUCAGAACUUGUUCAAGCUGAGGAAGGUGUUAAAAUCAUCAAGGUUAAUAUACAUGGAGGAGGAGAUUUCACCACCAUCACCGACGCCAUUAAAAGUAUUCCGGCUGGGAAUACCAAACGUGUCAUUGUGCAUAUUGGACAUGGAGUAUACAAAGAGAAAAUAAUAAUUAAACGUACCCAGCCGUUUGUUACCUUACACGGAAACCCUAAAAGCAUGCCAACUUUGACAUAUGAUGGCACAGCUGCGAAAUACGGAACUGUAGAUAGUGCCAGUUUGAUUGUGGAAUCUGAUUACUUUGUUGCCGCAAAUCUUAUUAUUCAGAACUCUGCCCCAAGGCCUCAUGGGCAAUCCGGAGCUCAGGCAUCUGCAUUGAGGAUCUCCGGCGACAAGGCAGCCUUCUUUAACUGCAAAAUAAAAGGAUAUCAAGACACUGUCUGUGAUGACAAGGGCAACCAUUUCUUCAAGGACUGCUACAUUGAAGGCACCGUUGAUUUCAUUUUUGGAAGUGGAACCUCUAUUUAUUUGAACACUCAGUUAUACGUACUCGGGAAAGGUAAUGAAGUCUCGUUCAUCACAGCACAUGCAAGGGACUUUCCCUCGGAAACUACUGGAUACUUAUUUAUACAUUGCCAUAUUAUUGGCACUGGACAUAGUACAUACUUAGGCAGAGCAUGGAGGGCGAGGCCAAGAGUGGUCUUUUCCUACACCGACAUGAGCGGCGAAGUUAAUCCUCUUGGAUGGAGCGAUAACAUCCACCCCGAACGUGACAGCACUGUUUUCUUUGCAGAAUACAAGUGCACCGGACCAGGUGCAGACCCUGCUAAACGAGCCAAGUUCGCCAAGCAGUUGAGUGAUGCUGAAGCUAAACCAUUCCUCUCCCUUGGCUUUAUCAAGGGUUCCUCGUGGUUGCUUCCUCGUCCAAAUGUGUAGCUUCAUUG